AUGGCCCCAAUACCAGGCGAGGACGAGGCCACUCUUCAGCGUGACAUUCUCCUUCUAUCUGCUGGUCUGCACUCUACAGCACCUUACACACCCGUGUCCACACCCGAAGACUACAAAGAGGCUGAUGCAGCAGUCAACUUGAUCAAUGCUAUCGUUGGACUGCUGACGACGGCGACAAAUGUCGGGGCGCCAGAGGACGAACGCGAUCCUGCAGUAAACCGGGUAGUUGCUGCUACUGUGGUUGCAAAUGAAGCGGAUCGUAUCGAGGCCCUCAUCAUCACUCGUAAUCCCAAGGCCGCUAGCAAGAAAGGGACAGCCAGCGAUCGAGAAUACCGAGUUGAGUCUCUUGCCAGCGACCAGCGCGAGCUCCGCGAAAUAUUCCUUUCCUCUAAUCCCAAAAGGAGAUGUGUCGGGUGGGAGCAGCACAUCAAGGACGUCUUCUCCAUUUUCGACUCCUGGUCUAAGAGUAGCAUGGAUUACAGCUUGAGAGAAGUUAUGUUCUUUGUGUUCUUCCUUUCUCGCUGCUACCCGAAAAUAGUAGCACGAAUGCGAACCGCAGAACGUCUUUGGGGUGAUCACCCUCUUGUUAUCCUUCACGAGUGGACCUCAGGACACCAGCCAACUACUCCUGAAACCUUUGAACUUUCCAUCCCGAACUACUAUGAUGGAAACAAUAGCCUGGGAGCGCAUGGUUGGUUGGCCUUGCACGGUCUCCAGCCAAAUGAAAGCGGUAAUUUCAUUGUUGGUCCGUCGGACACUCCACGGUGGACUAGUAUUCUGAAGGAAGAGUACGAAGCCUUGAAGGAAUCCUUGGUGGCCGAAAAUGGCAGCGCCCAAGAAACUUUUGGAGUGGACCACCUCAUUCGAGCCUUUGCAGCUUUGGCACACAUUCGAGCUCUUGCCUCGUCCAAGCUCUUCGAACGCUUGUUGUUGGCUAUACCCGGCCUCAUUGAUCGUUUGCGCGAACCUAACUCUGAAUCCCAUGACUCAGAUGAUUUCGAAGGUAUUCAUUCUUCUCCUUUAAUGCUUUCGACGAGUUUAACUGAACUAGAUGAAACCGUCGAGGAUUUCCGCGUUGGCAAUCCUCUGGAACGCUGUGUCAAGGCACUCGUUUCCCUAAUCCCUUCCAUGGUCCAGGCCCUCCAUUUUUUAAAAUCCAGACCGGGAAUAUCGUUCACGGUGUCUUUAAUCACUUGCCCACCUUCCCCCAUUCCGCCCUAUACGCCAGCGAAUCUUGAAGCGAUCAUCAACGGUCUAUCCGGUACUGUUCUGUCUCAGGAUGCCAAGGACUACAUGCUUUAUGGUUCGGAGGUAGCAAUUUACGGCGACAAGAACGCAGAAGAGGUCAAUUCAGCGGUUACUCGCGACCACGGUAAAGCUGAACGCCUCAGUCAACUGCUUGGGUUCAUCGCCAAAGGGACAGUACAUUGCGAGGCCAUUAUCAUGAGCGCCGUCUACCCCUCAAAGGUCGACGCGAAACUUAGUCCUCACCUCAAUCCGACGGGCGAAACACCGAUUGGAACAGGCAGACGAUGCUUUUCUGGCUCUCACGGCAUCGUGUACACCUGGGUCGCUCCUGCGGGUCUACCUCUCACCGUUCUCAAGGCUUUGAGAACGGACUUGGCCAACGCGCUGGAUACGGCAGCGAAGAAGGCUCGCAAUGCAGUAACCUCAAUGCAGAGCAGCAUCCGCGACGAGACCGGCAUUUAUAUCAGUGAUACAACUUGUAAUGCACAAUGUCCCUCUACUUGUCAAUACCGAGACAAUGCGUUACAAGUUCGUUCAUUAUGA
Molecule: messenger RNA, 1791 nt
Organism: Cyclocybe aegerita
Lineage: Eukaryota; Fungi; Basidiomycota; Agaricomycetes; Agaricales; Hemipholiotaceae
Source: the annotation of a GenBank genome assembly